AAGAAGCUCCAGAUAUUCUUGUCAUUGGAAUCUGCUCUAUUCUUAUCGAAAGUGCCCUCAGCACUGAUUGUUCUUGUAAAGCAUCAAUCUUGUUUCCAGUGUCUUAGAAACUUGGAGAGUGUCUGGGGGCGUGGGGGUUGUUUUUUUUGUUGGGUUUCCAUUACUUGUCCUGUCCAUUACUUGUUCUGUACAUAAGCUGAGGAAGUAAGGACCAGCGAUGGACGACGGCAAGGUGCUCAUUACGGGAGCAUGCGGUUUUCUGGGCAAUUUGUUGGCGACUCACCUCGCCUUAUACCACCGCAAUCUCAUUCUUCUGGACCAUUCUCCGCCACCAUCCAACCCCGUGCCUGACGCUGAAUAUGGGUGUUUGAUGGAAUGGACGCGGAUGCCCUUCUCUCCAACCCUGGUGUAGCCUGUGGAAAGUAAUUGGAAGCUGAUUCGAUUGGAUAUUGGAAUUGCGCCAGCACGAGCUUCUUCUUCGAAAUACUCGAUUAAGGGUUACACAAUGCGUACUCGUUUACAUGUUUGUUAACAAUUCCCUGACGAUGUUUGAAAGCAUGUUUGAUGGGGACUAAUCGGGGAGAUUGUAACGAUGGAGCAGGUGACUGGCGACGUAGCUGACGCCAAGCUUCUCGAGAGCGUCAUCACCGCAGAUGUACACAGGAUAUAUCACUUGGCAGCGCUGGCUAGUUCAGGCUCGGAGGCCAAUUACGAGUUGGGUUUAAGGGCGAACGUUGAUGGAACGAGGGCAAUUAUCAAGCGGUGUAAAGAUAUGGGGCAUUGCCCACGUUUGGUGUUCUCCAGUUCUGUUGCCGUUUAUGGGCCCCUGCCAGCAAGUAUUGUGGAGGGAGUAGAUGGAGAAACAAAGUUCACAGAUACUACCACUGCAUUUCCUCAGUCCUCUUAUGGCACACAGAAAUUGAUUAGUGAGCUUUUGAUAAACGACGCUACUCGAAGGGGCUUUGUUGAUGGACGGUGUCUCAGGCUUCCAACAAUUGUUGUCAGACCUGGCAGUCCCAAUACUGCAGCAUCCUCCUUUUGUUCCUCCAUCAUUCGGGAGCCACUGAAGGGAGAAACUGCGGUUUGCCCUGUCGACCCAAGUUGGCCACUUUUCAUGCAGUCGCCAAGGACUGUGGUGCGCAAUCUAACGCAUGCCAUGAGCAUCGAGAGCUUGAAAGGAAAUGAGCGAGCCAUAACUCUGCCGGGCUUUACUACCACUCCCAAGGAGAUGGUAGAAGCAUUGGGAGAGGUCGGUGGCGAUACCAAACUGGUAAUUUGGGAGCGUGAUCCUGUCAUCGAAAAGAUUGUGUACAGCUGGCCGGGCUUCGUGGAUACUCCUUUUGCCAACUCUCUCGGCUUCCAUGUGGACAAGAGCAUGAAAGACAUUGUGACUGCUUACAUCGAAGACAAUAAAACGGACGUAAAGCGGUUGAACGCCAAGUGAAGACUCUAACGCCAGGUUUGAGAUCAAGUUGUUGCAAAUGACAAAAUGUAAUAUUAUGAACCUUUAAUAAUAAAUACCCGCUGUUUCGGUAAUGUUAUAAUUGCUUA
This is a messenger RNA of Physcomitrium patens, 1551 nucleotides long. The record is from RefSeq and is a predicted model, not a curated record. NCBI's taxonomy places the organism in Eukaryota, Viridiplantae, Streptophyta, Bryopsida, Funariales, Funariaceae.